Messenger RNA from Danaus chrysippus (African queen), 1047 nucleotides. Lineage: Eukaryota; Metazoa; Arthropoda; Insecta; Lepidoptera; Nymphalidae. The record is from the annotation of a GenBank genome assembly.
AUGUCCCCAAAAUUUUUAACUAAACUCACUGUUGUAGUAAUUCUAUCUGUAAUUGUGGAGAUAAUACCAAUUCAGAUGCAAGGAAGUGAGGACUUAAAAGGAAAUAAUAUAGAUGGAUCGCAACUGAAUCAGUGUUUAAGUGUGUCUGGACGUUCUGAAGUUGGUGUUUGUUUUGGGAAAGAAUUAUUAAAUACGUUAAGUGCUUAUGAUGAAAGAGAUACCUUCAGUUUAGCCAACGGGGUAGCGUUUGUUAGAGAUGAAAAGGGUCCCAGAAGUAUUGGGAACUUUUUGGAUAAGGAUCCUAUGGACUUUCGAUCCGUCAUGGAAGAAGCUAGUAGUCUUAUUUCAAAUCGUGCUCUACACUGGGAUUUAGGGGUUGUAUACCCAGGGCUAGUAUUGAGAAUCGGUCCGACAUUAGCCAAUGGAAUUCUUGAGUUUAUAAUUGAUCCAAAAGUAAAAGAGAGAAGUUAUCACAAUCAAGGAGAAAUGACGACUCGACGGCUGCUUACCCGAAAUUUAUUGGUACCAUUUUUAUUGGGUUUUAAAUUUCAAUUAUCUACUUUAUUACCAUUGUUACUGGGGGUUGUUUUGUUAGCCAGCAAAAAGGCUUUCUUUUUAGCAAAAUUAGCAUUUUUGGCUGUUACAUUAUUUUCGGGCAAUUUCGGAUUUAACAGUUAUAGUAAUCAGUGGAACAAUGGAGGACUUGGUGGUCUUGGGUCAUAUAAUCCAAUUCUGUCAUCAUAUACUUCACAUGGGCAUGGAAACUGGCAUGGUCAUUCACAUGAUCACGAUCAUGACCACCACUAUAAUAAUUAUCAUGGUUCUGAAGGCUACCAUGACCACAGAUAUCCUAACUCUGAAGAUUACUACUAUAAGAGCAAUCUGAAAUCCAUUCAACAAACAACAGCAGCUCCUAUAACACCGGAGGAAUUAAAAGAACGAUUUGACAGACUGUUCGUCACUAAAAAGGAAAUUAACGAUUCCAGGGAAGAGAAGAAAAUAAAAUCGACAAGGGAUUUCGCUUGGACACCCAUUAAUGGCAGAUAA